AUGGGGCCCGGGGCGAGCGAGCACGAGGGGCAAGCUGCGAGACUGCGGGAAAGAAGAUCCCGGUCCCGGCGCCGGCUCCUCCCGGGGCCCGCGGAGGACACAGGCGGCGCGGCCGCUCCCGCCGCCUCCGCUGCGGCUUCCCCGGCCCGAGCUCCGCCGCUCGGCAGCGCGGCCGCCGGCCCCGAGCCGCCGGGGCCCGGGGCGGGUGGGGCUGCCCGGCCCGGGGCGCUCGGGGGGCGCUCGGGGGCCGCUGCUGGCCCCGGGCCGAGCGCUGACAGCCGCGUGUGGCCCGCAGGGAAGGCGCAGGAGGCCCUGCAGGAGCGCUACCGAGUGGGUUCGCUGCUGGGGCGCGGCGGAUUCGGCAGCGUCUGCUCGGGGACGCGGCUCUCGGACGGCGCCCCGGUGGCCAUCAAACGCGUGCCGCGGGAUCGCAUCCGGCACUGGGGCGAGCUGCCCGACGGCAGCAGCGCGCCCCUGGAGAUCGUGCUGCUGGCCAAGGUGUCGCAAGGCUGUGCUGGUGUCAUUCAGCUCCUGGAGUGGCUUGAGCUCCCCGACAGCUUCUUGCUGGUGCUGGAGCGUCCGGAGCGGUGCCGGGAGCUGUCGGGUGUCCUGGCGGAGCGGAGGUUCCUGCCGGAGGAGGAGGCGCGGGGGCUGUUCCGCCAGGUGCUGGAGGCCGUGCGGCACUGCACCAGCCGCGGGGUCCUGCACAGGGACAUCAAGCCCGAGAACAUCCUGCUCGACCUGGCCACGGGGCAGCUGAAACUCAUCGACUUUGGCUGUGGCGCCUUCCUCCAAGACACAGCCUACACCCAGUUUGCAGGAACCCUGUCCUGCAGCCCACCCGAGUGGAUCCACCACCAGCGCUACCACGGCGAGGCAGCGACGAUCUGGUCCCUGGGCCUCCUGCUGUACCAGCUGGUCAUGGGCAAGCACCCGUUCAGGAGGGGCCAGGAGAUCAUCUGGGGGCGCAUCUUGUUCUCACCACGGCUCUCUCAAGAGUGCCAGGAUGUCAUUAAGAGGUGUUUGUCCAUGCAGCCCUCGGACAGGCCAUCCUUGGAAGAGCUUUUCUGCCAUCCUUGGGUGCAGGGUGUUCCUCUGCCCUAGAAGAUGGGAGAGAUCCACGUGCACAGUUGGAUCCAGGGGCCUGGCAGGUACCAGCUCCACACAUCUCUUGGCAAUCAGUAGCAAAGCAAACCAGACUGGUUUUGUCCUGCCUGUGGCUCUGAGCAGGGGUCAGCAGAAGGGAACACGCAGCUCUUGGGCUGGAGCUGAGCUGGAGACCUGGUGUGGUAAGCACUGGUGGCCGCUAUCCACCCUGGCUUUGCUUGUCUGGUUCACUGACAGCUGGGGCCCUGGGCAGAGCCCUGAGAGCCUGGUCUGGCCCCAGGGAAGGAGAAGGAGCCCCUGGAGAAGCUGUACCAGGUGGGGCUGCUGCUGGAGACACCAAGGACAGCCUCAAGGAUGACAAUCUCUUCCUCAGCCUGGCCAGCUGAAGAUGAUGGACUUGGAUUCUGGCACCUUCUUCAAAGACACGCUCCACGCCCAAUUUGCAGCCGGGCUCUGCGGGUGCUGAGGCUGCUCUGGGCUCUGCCAGGGCUCUGCUGGGCUCAGCCUGGGCACGGCUGGGCUGGCUCUGCCCUCACAUUGCUCUGACAGCUUUGCAUCAGACGAGCCCGUUCUGAGCACAGCGCCU
Motacilla alba alba is the source of this 1693-nucleotide messenger RNA. RefSeq names its product serine/threonine-protein kinase pim-1-like. Gene Ontology annotation, molecular function: ATP binding; protein serine/threonine kinase activity. Gene Ontology annotation, cellular component: cytoplasm. Bases 1 to 1104 code for a protein of 367 amino acids. The transcript has 7 exons. Gene Ontology annotation, biological process: protein autophosphorylation. NCBI's taxonomy places the organism in Eukaryota, Metazoa, Chordata, Aves, Passeriformes, Motacillidae. The record is from RefSeq and is a predicted model, not a curated record.